AUGCCAUCUCCAUCAGCACCUAUUCGUGUGGCAGUUCCACCACCCUAUGUAACAUCGCAUGGAGCUAAAAUUGCAAGGCUACAUAUGUAUGACUGGAUUGUGCUGGUUAUUCUAGUUGUGGUGGAUGUAGUACUAAAUAAAAUAGAACCAUUCCAUCGAUUUGUUGGAUCGGACAUGCUAACGGAUCUCCGAUAUCCCAUGAAAGACAACACGGUGCCAUUUUGGACGGUGCCGAUAUAUGGUAUCAUUGGACCUAUGAUUAUCAUGACCAGUAUAUACAUCAUGAGGAGGAAUGUCUAUGAUUUGCAUCAUGCCAUACUAGGUCUCCUCUUUUCAGUGGCUAUAACUGCAGUUUUAACUGAUGCGAUUAAGGAUGGUGUUGGUCGGCCACGUCCAGAUUUCUUUUGGCGCUGUUUUCCUGACGGAGUACCUGCCUAUGACAAUUUUACUACGGGCGUCCUGUGUCAUGGUAAAGCGAGUGAUAUCAAAGAAGGUCACAAGAGUUUCCCAAGUGGUCAUACUUCUUUGUCUUUUGCUGGCCUCGGGUUUCUGUCAUGGUAUCUAGCUGGUAAAAUCAAAGUUUUUGAUCAAAGAGGCCAUGUUGCAAAACUCUGCAUUAUUUUUCUCCCUCUGCUUGGUGCAGCCUUAGUGGCUGUUUCUCGAGUAGACGACUACCGGCAUCAUUGGCAAGAUGUGUGCACUGGUGGAGUUCUGGGACUGGUGGUUGCUUCUUUGUGCUACCUGCAAUUUUUUCCUCUGCCGUCUGACGAAAAUGGUCUAUGGCCUCACGCAGACAUCCAGCACAUUCAUAAUCUGGAAGGGGGACACACAAGUGCAACCCACAGCAAUGGAUCACCAAAACUCGGUGCAGAACGGUUUGUUUGA
Messenger RNA from Triticum turgidum subsp. durum (durum wheat), 885 nucleotides. The record is from the annotation of a GenBank genome assembly. Lineage: Eukaryota; Viridiplantae; Streptophyta; Magnoliopsida; Poales; Poaceae.